AUGAUGCCUAUCACCCAGCAGACAUCUCUAUCUAGGACCAACGAAUACUAUGAUCUUGGAUCGUUCGGACGAAAGAUCAAUACCAAAAACGCUGAUGCGCAGGCUUGGUUCAACAGAGGCUUAACCUGGGUAUAUUCCUUCAACCACGAAGAAGCUGCCAAAUGUUUCGAGAAAGCCACUAUUUGCGACCCCUCCUGUGGUAUCGCGUAUUGGGGACUGGCAUUUGCUUUGGGCCCCAACUACAAUAAACCAUGGGAGCUAUUCGAUGAAAAGGAUCUUAAGACAACUGUGGAGCAAACAUACAAAGCUGCCCGUACUGCACAAUCGCUCAUCUCGAAUUCCACUCCUCUUGAGCGGGGGCUCAUCAACAGCAUCCAAGCCCGGUAUGAGAUUGAAUGGAAAGUUAGCAAGAAAGACUGGGCAUCGCGGAACCGUGCCUAUGCUGAGAAGAUGGGGUCAGUUUACCGAGAAUUUGGCCACGAUCUGGAUGUGGCCUCUUUGUACGCUGAUGCUUUGAUGACUUUGACGCCCUGGAAACUCUGGGACCUCUCUACCGGAAAGCCAGCCAGUAAAGCUCGCACGUUGGAGGUUAAACAGGUCCUUGAGAAAGCAUUGAAACAGGAGGGUGGUGCUGAUCACCCUGGUAUUUUACACAUGUACAUCCACCUGGUUGAGAUGUCGCCGAACCCAGAACUGGGAUUGAAUCCUGCCGAUCGCCUCCGUGACUUAGUGCCUGAUUCUGGCCAUAUGCAUCAUAUGCCUUCACAUCUGGACGUCUUGAUUGGUGACUAUCGACGUGCGAUUGACGCCAAUUAUAAGGCAACGCUCGCCGAUGACAAGUUUCUGGCCAGGGAGGGGGCAUAUAACUUCUACACUAUGUAUUGUCUGCACAACUACCACUCGUUGAUCUAUGCUGCCAUGUUGGCAGGAAAGGUUAAAACCGCGAUAGAAUCAGUUGAUCGCAUGGAAGCUACCUUACCAGAGGAUCUAUUACUUGUCCAAUCGCCCCCGAUGGCGGAUUGGUUGGAGGCGUUCAUGUCAGUCCGUCCGCACGUCAUGGUCCGAUUCGGCAUGUGGAAUGAAAUUACCCAGCUCGCUCUCCCAAAGAACCAGGAGCUCUACUGCGUCACCACGGCUACGAUUCACUAUGCCAAGGGUGUCGCGUGGGCUGCGAGUGGCAAUAUUAAACGGGCAGAACAGGAGCGUACUUUGUUCCAAGCUGCUUUUCAGCGUGUGCCCCUUACGCGCAUGGACUAUCCCAACAGGUGUGUGAAGAUCCUCUCGGUGGGUGCCGCCAUGUUGGAUGGUGAGAUUGAAUAUCGCCGCGGCAACUAUGAGCAGGCCUUUUCGAGUCUACGCGAAUCAAUCAAGCGGGACGAUGGCCUUAUCUACAGCGAACCCUGGGGCUGGAUGCAACCGACUCGUCAUGCUUACGCAGCCCUGAUGCUGGAACAAGGUCAUGUUGAGGAAGCAGCCAACGUAUAUGGCGCCGACUUGGGACUAAACAAGAUGCUAUCUCGGUCUCAUUGGCAUCCAAAUAACGUCUGGUCGCUCCAAGGAUAUCACGAAUGUCUAGUUCGACUGGGGCGUACGGAUGAGGCGCUUCUUAUCGAGCCACAAUUGACGGUGGCACUUGCUGUCGCUGAUGUCCCAAUCAAAUCAUCGUGUUUCUGUCGACGAGAUGAAGAGACACGGACCGACGGGGCACGGAGCUGCUGUCCCAGAACUCGCACUUCAUACCUUUGA
Molecule: messenger RNA, 1746 nt
Organism: Aspergillus wentii DTO 134E9
Lineage: Eukaryota; Fungi; Ascomycota; Eurotiomycetes; Eurotiales; Aspergillaceae
Exons: 1
Coding region: 1-1746 (581 amino acids)
Cellular component (GO): intracellular anatomical structure
Molecular function (GO): protein binding
Source: RefSeq, a predicted model, not a curated record